Messenger RNA from Aspergillus candidus, 1479 nucleotides. Its product is annotated as putative DNA repair protein Rad1. Gene Ontology annotation, cellular component: checkpoint clamp complex. Bases 1 to 1479 code for a protein of 492 amino acids. Gene Ontology annotation, biological process: DNA damage checkpoint signaling; protein N-linked glycosylation; DNA repair. The record is from RefSeq and is a predicted model, not a curated record. The transcript is spliced from 5 exons. NCBI's taxonomy places the organism in Eukaryota, Fungi, Ascomycota, Eurotiomycetes, Eurotiales, Aspergillaceae.
AUGUCGCUGAACGAGAUCUGGGAGGCAGCGUCCGCAAGCCCUUACGCUCCACUAGUUUCCAAGGACAAUCAGUUCGUCGUGGGCUUCUCGCUGUUGUUCGCGGCUUUUAUUCUGACCGGCCUGUUUGGACUGAACCGUUCCUUGGCGAGCAUUGUCUCGUUCGGUGUCCCGGCAUCGUUGGCGUUUGGCUUCGGAGCUGUUUUCAUGAUCUGUGCCGUCGGCGUCUACCCCAUCUUCUCGGCGGUCUCCAGCAACGCCCACAACCUCUACACCCUCCUACAAUGCAUCGGCUUCGCACCCAAAGCCACAGUGCAAAUCACCCCAGACGGGAUUCGCUUCUCCGCCGAAGAAAGCAGGGUGGUGCAGGGCCUGGCCUUCCUCGACAAAGCCCUCUUCACUAGCUACACCUUCAACCCGCCGCUCGAUCCCGACCACGAACCCCUCCACGAUGAAAGCGCAGGCGCAGAAGACCCCGAUGCAACCUACUACCCCUGCUUCAUGGUCUCCCUGACGGCCCUCCUCGAGACGCUCAAGAUCUUCGGCGUCAACGACCCCUCCCCAUCAACCGCCCUAGCAGGCUCUGGGCCCAGCAAUCGCGCCCCAAGCGCACAACCUUCUUCGAGCGCCUUCAACUCCCCCGCUCUCCUCCUCGACCGCUCCUGCACCCUGCAAUACCUCCAAGACGGCUCCCCCCUCAGCAUCACCCUCUCCGAAACAGGCGUCAAAACCACCUGCGACCUAACGACCUACGAACCCGACGCCUUCGCCGCCAACGCAGACAUCCCCCUCCAGCGCGACGCCAUCGCCAUGAAAAUCAUCAUGCGCUCCGCCUGGCUUCACAACGCCAUCUCCGAGCUCUCCGGCACAAACCCCACCAUCCUCCGCCUCUCCGCUUCCGCCACAGAGGAACCAUACUUCUCUCUAACAGGCAUCGGCGGCCCCUUCAGCGAAUCCUCCGUCGAAUUCUCCAUCGAACAACAACACACCAAUAACCAACAAGGUACCCCGUCCCACCACAAAACCCUCACAGACGACGGCACAUCCCGCGCCCGCGCCACACGAUCCAAACUCGCCCCUACUGUAACAGAGACCUUCCUCGUCAGCCCUCCCUCCAGCAUGGGCACCCGCCUCCGCCAAGACUACAAGUUCGCGCUGGUCCAAAAGGCCGCGCGCGCGAUGGCCGUCGCUAAUAAGGUCAGUAUCCGGGGGGAUCGGCAGGGGGUGCUGAGUUUGCAGUUUAUGGUGGAGUUUGAUGCGCUUGGGGUUGUUCAUUCUUCGUCUUCUAAUACUUCCUCAUCAUCAUCUUCUUCUUAUGCUGCUACCGGUGGGGGCAGUGGAGGUGCUGGUGGAAGUAUUGCAGGUGCAGGAGGAGCGCAGAGACAGACGGGCAACAAUACGGUGUCGUUUGUGGAUUUUCGAUUUGUGCCAUUGUUGGAUGAGGAGAGUUUGGAGGUGGAGGAAGGUGGGGGGUUUGAGUAA